This is a messenger RNA of Clunio marinus, 330 nucleotides long. The record is from the annotation of a GenBank genome assembly. NCBI's taxonomy places the organism in Eukaryota, Metazoa, Arthropoda, Insecta, Diptera, Chironomidae.
AUGGAAGCAUGGAAUAUGGAAGAACCGUUACAAUGGCUCACUCAUACUUUAAGUUUAUUUCCUCACUCGACCGAUCACUUCAAAAGCUACUCACAGAAUGAAGCUGCCGCGAUUGUAGUUUUAUUAUUUUAUGAUCGUCUUGCAGUGGUUUUAAGAAACGGAACGAAAAGUGGAGAAAAUGUGAUGAAGUAUCGUGACGAAGAGUAUGUAGAGCGGUUUGAUGAUUUAAUGAACUCCAACAAAAAAUCUCACAUGACAAGGGCACACCACGGCAUAUCUAAUUGUCUGUACCCUUAUUAUUCAAUACAACUUUUUUGUGCAUUUAAGUAA